Messenger RNA from Hypomesus transpacificus, 729 nucleotides. RefSeq names its product galectin-1-like. Gene Ontology annotation, molecular function: carbohydrate binding. The record is from RefSeq and is a predicted model, not a curated record. The transcript is spliced from 5 exons. The coding region runs from base 109 to 561 and encodes 150 amino acids. Lineage: Eukaryota; Metazoa; Chordata; Actinopteri; Osmeriformes; Osmeridae.
GUAUAUAUAACUGAGAUCUCUCUCUACUCCUCACAUCAACACCCAGCAUCACCUCCAUCUCAGAAGAAGACUUCAUCCACAGGUCCAAGCCUCAUCAUCAGUGAAAUAAUGGAGCUGGAUAUAAAUAAUCUGGAUCUGGCUGUUGGACAACAACUGACAGUGUAUGGGAAGAUUCCUGAUGAUGGCAAACGGUUUGGAAUAUUCCUGGGUUGUGAUCCUAAGAAUUUUGCAGUGCACUUUAACCCCCGUUGGGAUGAUCCUCAAGAUGGUACCACAAUUGUGGUCAACUCGAUGACGAACAGUGUAUGGGAACACGAGAUAAGGGAGGCAAACACCCUGCAAAGGGGCAGCUAUGUCACGAUUGUUAUAGCUUUGGAAAGCAAGACUCUUUUCAAGAUAAAACUCCCUAGUGGUCACACAAUACCGUUCCCCAACCGAAAGAGCAUGGACAUCGACUACAUCAGGAUCAAAGGUGCCUUCCAGCUGAAGUCCUUCAAGAUGGGUGAAAUGGUUGUGGAGUCCCGUAUGCAAGUUGAUGCUACUCUGAAAGACGAUCAUUAAUGUUGAUGCAGUAAAGAAAAAUAUGAUGGCAGACCUAAGAGAGGAUCAUUUAUUGUUCCUAUGAAAUUUAUUGAAAUGUCUUUCUGGCUUUUAUUUUCAUGUUUUGAUUGGUAAAGAAAAGGCAUGCGCUGUAAAUUCAAGAGUUAAUAAAAAAACAAAUUCUUUGAA